CCAGCCUGCUGUCCUCACCUUCGUCUCCCCUUCAAUAAGCUGAGGACCAUGUCGCCUCUUCAGACGCCAUCCCACCGGUGCUCCCAUUGUGCGAGGGAGUUUGUUCGUGCUGAGCACCUCGUCCGCCACGAACGGAUCCACACCAAGGAAAAGCCCUUCAGCUGCAAGUUGUGCGAGAAAAGCUUUUCCAGGACAGACCUACUCCGUCGUCAUGAAAAGAAAUCCCACCCGUCUCGUCUU
Aspergillus versicolor CBS 583.65 is the source of this 240-nucleotide messenger RNA. RefSeq lists its product as uncharacterized. The transcript has 2 exons. Lineage: Eukaryota; Fungi; Ascomycota; Eurotiomycetes; Eurotiales; Aspergillaceae. The annotation marks the transcript as partial. Gene Ontology annotation, biological process: regulation of transcription by RNA polymerase II. Gene Ontology annotation, cellular component: chromatin. The record is from RefSeq and is a predicted model, not a curated record. Gene Ontology annotation, molecular function: DNA-binding transcription factor activity, RNA polymerase II-specific; RNA polymerase II cis-regulatory region sequence-specific DNA binding.